Molecule: messenger RNA, 2391 nt
Organism: Rosa chinensis
Lineage: Eukaryota; Viridiplantae; Streptophyta; Magnoliopsida; Rosales; Rosaceae
Exons: 6
Coding region: 1-2391 (796 amino acids)
Biological process (GO): DNA transposition
Molecular function (GO): DNA binding; transposase activity
Source: RefSeq, a predicted model, not a curated record
AUGGGAUUUAAGAAAGGUGACUUACACCCUGAUUAUUUUACAAUCAAGGUGUAUCAUGGUGGAUAUAUACAUCACCAAGAAAGCAAGUACAUUGGUGGCAGCAUAAGCUACUAUGACAAUGGUGACAAGGAUAAAAUGUCAUUGACUGAGGUGGAUGGCAGUGAAGAUGAUGCAAUGACCAAGCUAAGUACUGACAAGGAUGUGGUGACAAUGUGCUGCAUGGUGCCUGAUGUAAGACUGGUCAUUUUGUACCUUGACCACUUAGAACUUGACCCAUAUUAUGUAGAGUUAGAUGACCUAUUCAUGUAUGACCAAGAAAUACCUGAUUGGGGGUUUAGUCAGGCUGGAUCAAGUGGAGUUGUCAUAGAAGAGCUGCUUGAUUCACCAAGAAAGCCGAGGACAAAUGUGAAGAUUGAGGAGUUGCCUCCAUCACCUAGAGCUAAGGAGAAUCAGAAAGCAAACACAGUUACAACUCCAACAGUGGGAAAGAGCAGAAGGUUUAAAGUCUGUGCAAAUAGGAAGAAGGUAAAGGAAAUAGGAGUGAAGAUUAGUGAGCCUGAAGAAGUUCCAACUCAGGCUAGCAGAGCUCCAACCUGUGAUCCAUCUGACAAGGGAAAGCAGAAGGUUGAGUUUGAGGAUACGGUGGAUGAUUACUUCAGUGAGGAUGAUGGUUUCAUUCAAGAAGAGGAAGAAGAUGUUCAGUUUAAGGAACCUAGUUCUAGAGAUGAGGAAGAUGAUGGUUCUGAUGAUGAUGAUUACAACCCUGCUGCAGAUGAUGAUGAGUAUGCAGCCUAUGGGGUAGAUGAUGACUUUUUAUUUGACUGGUUAACAGAACAAGAAGUUCAUGAUGGUGUGGGAGAGAGACCUUCUGUAGCUGCUGAAAAUGUGAAUGUGAAUGGGAGUAGUGAGGAUCAAUUUGGGACUAACGAAGAUAAUGAGAAUAUGUUUGGGGCAGUGGAUUCAGAUCAAGAAGGGAUAGGUCAAGAAUAUGACUCUGAUGAUGAUGGGGUGCAGGAAAGGUUUCCUGAGUUUAACCCAAAAGUAGAUAUGGAGGACCCUCACUUUUGUAAAGGUAUGAAGUUUGCAACAGCAAAGAUCCUUAGAGCUGCUAUAAGGGAGAGGGCCAUUCAAAAAGGCUGGGAAGCUAUAUUUGUGAAGAAUGACAAGGUAAGAAUUAGGGCCAUAUGCAUGGCAGAUGACUGUCCGUUUGAGUUGUAUGCCUCAAAGAUGCAACAUGAGGAUACAUUGAUGAUAAAGACAUAUAAUGGAACACAUAACUGUGCAAGGGUUCUUGACAACAGUAUGGUGAAGACUCCAUAUUUGACAAGGAAAUUUGCUGAGCAGAUCAAGCUGAACCCUAGCAUUUCAACAGCUUACAGGACAAAGAAGGCAGCUUUGAGCCUACUGGAGAAGUCCAUUAAGGAGCAAUAUGCUAGGGUUCAGGAUUAUGCAAAGGAGCUGAAAAGGGUUGAUCCUGAGACAAGUGUUGAUAUUAAGUGUGAUUUCUCUAAUCCUAGUCAGCUUCCUAUUUUCAAAAGGAUGUAUAUCUGCUUAGGGGCAAUGCAGAGGGGAUUCAAGGCUGGUUGUAGACAAAUACUGGGACUGGAUGGAUGCCACUUAAAGAGUGCAUAUGGAGGACAGUUUUUGUCAGCAGUGGGGCUAGAUCCAAAUAACACAACAUAUGUUGUGGCUUAUGCUAUGGUGGAGAUGGAGUCCAAGGAUUCCUGGGAUUGGUUUCUGAGACUAUUGAGCAAGGAUCUGAAUAUUACUGGUGAAGGCAAUGGGUUCACUUUCAUUUCUGACAAGCAGAAGGGGCUAUUGCCUGCAUGUGAAGAAGUUCUCCCUCUAGCAGAUCACAGAUUCUGUGUCAGGCACCUUUGGACCAACUUCAACAAACUGUUUCCAGGGAAGGUGAUGAAGGACCAACUUUGGGCUAUUGCUAAAUCCACUACAAUGGCUUAUUACUGGAAGGAACUGGUACUUAUGAAACAAAUGGAUCCUGGAGCAUAUGACUGGUUAACUGAUCCUAGACGAAACCCUACGCACUGGUGUAGAGCUCACUUUGGCAACAUUCUGAAGUGUGAUGUGCUUCUGAACAACAUAUGUGAAAGUUUUAAUGCUUUCAUCCUACCUGCUAGAUCCAAGCCAGUAAUUUCUUGCUUUGAAGACAUCAGGGUUAAGAUGAUGAAGAGGAUUGUAAUGAGGAGAGAGAAGAUGAGUAAAGUUUUAGACCCAAUUUGCCCUAGGCCUAGGGAAAUUUUGGACAAGAACAAGACUAGGUCUGCCACAGAUUGCAUACCAUAUGGGUCUGGCAGCCACCAAAUUGAGGUUGAAAGCAUUGGAGGCAGCAAUCAAGCCAGUCAAUGGGAUGGACUUGUGGAUUCCAAGUGA